AUGAACCGUCUUAAAGUGAGCAGCAUUCUGUUUCUGAUAUUUAUAGGAGCUCCAUCGGUACAAUGCAUAUACAAGAUAUGGCUACCAAAUGCAAACUUCGGCAACCCAAUUAAUUGGGACAAGAACCGACCACCGUGUGGUGAUGAUAUUGUCGUUAUUCCAGAGGAGAGUCCAUCCAUAUACAUUCAAAUCAACACCACUCUACAACAGAUUGUAUUACCUAAAAAUGGAGAGAUGAUAUUUGGCCCCGGAAGUGCGAUUGCUUUCACUAACGAGCCAGAUCACAGCGCGGAGUGUCUUAGUUCUGGAUCCGAGAUUACAUUCAACCUGUCAUACCCCUACGGUUGGCUGGACUAUUCCAACUGGUGUGCGUCCGAUACAGAGACGGGAAGUUGUAAUUCUGCAGCUCUUCUCGAUUCCGAGAAGAUCCCGUGUCAGACCGAUGAUGUGGUAUUCCCUAAAUAUAAUUCCUAUUACGUAAAUGUGGAAUCAGGAUUGACACUGUCGAUAAAUACUCUGAAGAUUACAGGCACUGCAUACACUACGACAGGAUUCUCCGAGUUCCUGAACACCAGUGACGGGAAAAUGAUGUUCCCAAUCCCACCGAGCACCGGAAGUAGGUCUUCUGUACUAAUUGCAAGACAGAAAUGUACGGAUCCAACUGGCUGCGCAUGCGGAAACGAUGGACAACAAAUUUUAAAAAGUGUGUGUAGAUACAAAAACCCAUUUUGUUCACGGAUCCGUUGUAAACAACCCAUACGUCCAUCUGGAUCAUGUUGCGAGAUAUGUGGUGCCAUAUUAUCUAUUCAGUACGGAACUGGGUUCAACUUUGCUGAUUUACGCGAUGGCUUACAGCGUCGUUUCCUUGACGACAACGAUAAAUAUAAAGAUGUCCAGUACAUCGUAUCCAAGAUGUCGGACGGGCAUGUACAGAUAGUGUUGUCGGAUGUGUCUGGUGACUUGAGUAUAAAGGCUGGCAAGCAGAUGAAAUCUGAUUUAGACAACGAUAACAGUGGGAGAUUUAUAUAUGCUAUCCGCAGUGUUUCUAUGGAAACAUCAUCUGGAUUAAACCCGACGCAUGGAGCACAAACUUCUAGGUUGGCGAUGUCCGGCGGUGAGAUUGCUGGGAUCGUUGUUGGCCUGCUAAUAGUUCUCCUAAUUAGUAUAUUUCUGGGAACAUUAUUCUACCGCCGUAAAACCAGGGGACCUGAUGAUAUCGCUUUUAAGAUGUUUGACAGAAUUUCCUUUAAACCAUCAUUCCAUAAACCGCGUUUGGAAGUGCCCCCAUCUUUUUCUUACCGGUUCGGCGGGUCUUCCGUUACACCGGAAACAGUGGGUGCGCAGUCACAAGGUUUCGAUAAUCCCAUGUAUGGCAAUAAUCCACUCUCGAAUGAGAAACCUUUAGAUCUCGAAAUGAUGCCAACAUCGCUCCAACUUCCGGAAGUUGAGGAACAGCCAUCCUAUGACAACGGAUUGGGGUUUGAUAAUCCGUUAUAUGAGAAUGUGCAGGAAUCCGCCAUGUUCAGUGAUCCAACAGAUGUGGAUGUCAAGGUCGAAGUUGACGACAGUCUGGGAACAGACCUGGGUUCUAAACUAAACCUGUAAACAGCUUUACCAUAUUACUUUGUCACGGAUUCUUAAACUAUCCUCGAAUUGGAACAAACCUGUAUGUCACAAAGUCCUCGUUAUCGACAUGAACAUUACAACACAUAACAAACAGUUUGAUAACCGUUUAUAUUUGCUUAAAAUAGAGUACAUUUGACAUAUAACACAUUUCUUAUCUUUGUAGAUCUAGUGCAAAUCUAACUGUUACAUGUUUUGACGACACUUACAAUAAAAAUCUUAAA
Molecule: messenger RNA, 1847 nt
Organism: Ylistrum balloti
Lineage: Eukaryota; Metazoa; Mollusca; Bivalvia; Pectinida; Pectinidae
Product: protein amnionless-like
Exons: 12
Coding region: 1-1605 (534 amino acids)
Biological process (GO): receptor-mediated endocytosis; intracellular protein localization
Cellular component (GO): endocytic vesicle; apical plasma membrane
Source: RefSeq, a predicted model, not a curated record